AUGAGUGAAUCGUUAAAUUUUAAUCUAAAGUUAUACAGAGAAAGAUUGGUCGAUAAAUACUCAAAGUCUCCUGUAGAAACAAGAUUUGAUUCAUCAAAAAUUGAAAGCCAAAGGAAGACUCCAAUAAAAAGGGAUCAAGCUAAGUAUUUAUAAGUUGAAUAAGCAGUACUCCUUCAUUGAACAAUUUAGUAAAUAAACUGCAAGAAUACAGUAGCAAGAAAGCAAAAUAAAACGAUUCAUUUUUAUUUAAGUCAGGUAAAAGCAAUCAAAAUUCGUCUCCAAGUAAAAUUAAUGGAUUGCAUUAAAAGUAACUAUUCUAUAUGUUACACCUAGAAUAUAAUCAAUAUCUUCCUUAUCACCUCCACCUUAAUAAAAUAACUUAUAAUUCCCAGCUAAGGGUCAUUAAUAUUCGAUAACCUAAUUUAGUGGAAUAGUGUCACCUCAGAAAUCAAGCUUUAUAAGUCCAACUCAUUUUUCCUAAAUUACAGAUAGAUAUGAACAAUAAGAGUCCAUAACUGAUAUUUCAAGCCUUAUUCCUUUGCAUGAGAUUGUUAAUAUGCGAACUAAAUUAGAAAAUGCAAAUAUUAAUGUUGCUAACAUCACGCCAACAUACUUGACCGAAUUUAUUAAGUUAGCAAACACAAUUCAGUCGUAACUAAAACCUAAUAAAAAACAAGGUUGA
Molecule: messenger RNA, 682 nt
Organism: Paramecium octaurelia
Lineage: Eukaryota; Ciliophora; Oligohymenophorea; Peniculida; Parameciidae
Source: the annotation of a GenBank genome assembly